This is a messenger RNA of Acanthoscelides obtectus, 2736 nucleotides long. NCBI's taxonomy places the organism in Eukaryota, Metazoa, Arthropoda, Insecta, Coleoptera, Chrysomelidae. The record is from the annotation of a GenBank genome assembly.
UGUGAAAAUACGAGAAAAUAAGAUGUUUCAGUCAGUUGUUGUAUACAGGGUAGCACAAAAAAAUUAUGAUAAGUUAUUUACCGAAAUAGUGCUGUAAGUGGCGCCCUCUACAAGUUUGGUCAGAAAGAAUAACGGAUACUUACUUCUCAUGCUAGAAAACCUGCCUAUACCCUAGUUUUAUGCUAAAAUCUGAAAUACUUUUCAAGCAAUAAGGAAAAAUAGAGAAUAAUAUUGUAACUUUAACACCCUGUAUCUCGCAAUCCAUAAUUUUUUGGACAUAGGUAUGUUUAGGUCAAUUAACAUAUUUUGGUCUGUAGUAUCUCCAGAUUCGACACUAUCCAACCUUUCGCAAAAUAUGAAUAAUUUCAGAUUCAAGUUCUCCUAAUUCCUAAUAUCCUUUCGCCACUAAGAAAGUUAUUUAUUUCAUUGUUCACCUAAGCAAUGGUACAUUGUAGUAAAUACGUAGAUAAAUGUAAAUUGCGACCUAGAAAUAGUUCGACAAGGCUUGAUACAUCUGCUGCCCUUACCUCGAAAAUACAGAAAGGCAUCUGGCCAAUACGCUCUAAGAGCGGAUCGAUGUCACCCACCACCAUUAAAAGGAAAACCCGUCCAUCAGCCUGCAUCCAUUCUCAAGGCUAUAAGCAGUGGCGUACAAUGCAAAAUUGCAUAAAUAAGCAUAGGCUGAACUGAGUCUUGGCUUUCCGUCUCUGUGACCAUGACCAACCAUAUACAACGUUAUUUUAUUUUUGGUGUAGGACUGGUCCUGGUAACAGACAGGUCAAAGCAAACUAUAUACUACCAUUGAUUAACGUAUUCCACUUAAACGUACCUUAUACUGUAUUCCGACAUCAAACAAGGGAUCCGAAAUAUACUAGCGCUAUCUGUGAGGCAAUACCUGAAUACAAAAACUAAUUUUGGAAUCUAAAUACUUUGAAAACAGCAUAUUUGGUUAUGCUAGUGUCAUAGAUAGCGCAAGGAUAUUUAAUCCUUUUUUGUCUUUUCUAAUGUCUUCUGUUGUAUAUCUUAAGACAUUGAUUUACGUAAGUUAUCCAAUUAAAAUAGAUAUUACAGAGUCAAAAAACGGAUAAAAGCUCCUGGUCUCAUCUACGAGACAGUAGCAGAACCAAAUGCUUAUUACGUGGGUUUGUAGACCAUACCCACUUGUUUGCUUUCCGUUGUCUGUUUUCAAUCCAAGGCCUAUACUGUACUGAUGAUUGGGAACGAGCGUGAAACAACAUGGUAUACAACACAGAUUCACUUCAGCCCAUGUUGUAAAUGAACAGUAUGUCAUUAAGGGUAUUACAAAAUACUCAUCAUACGGAGAAUAAAUGGCAAGAAAACUUCGGGAGAAUUUGCUACACUUUGCGAAACACCAAACCAUGACCCAGGAUACUGCGUGGAGAUAAAAUCAUGCACAAGGCUGUUGAGCCAGCUAAAUAACAGCAACGCAAGAAGUUUCUUGAGGGACUCAAUGUGUGGACCAGAAAAUGAAGACCUUAGCAAUCCAAAAGUCUGCUGUGGACGAUAUACGAAUUACCGAAAUGUUAGCAAAAAUAUUGCCAGUCUGGACGUUCUUCCAAAAAAUUGUGGCACACAAAAGUUGACUCUCAAGAGCAGAGUUGUAGGAGGUAAAGAAGCAGAACUGGGAGAGUUUCCAUGGAUGGCCAGAAUUCUGCAUAAAAACAGAUAUAAUUUUAAAUCGUUUGGCUGCUCUGGAUUCCUGAUACAUUCCAAAUAUGUCAUAACCGCCGCUCACUGUGUACACGAUAAAUUCCUUGAAGUUCGAGGCAAAGUGUAUGCUGUUCAUCUUGGAGAACAUAACAUAGAAACAGAGGUGGAUUGUAUGCAUGGUAUCUGUGCAGACCCACCUCAAGUGAGCAGGGUGGCAAAGGUUAUCGUUCACCCGGAUUACAAUCCAAAUGAAAGGUCUCAAUAUAACGAUAUUGCGAUUUUGUACCUGAAAAAAGGAAUGAAAGUAACAAAUUUUAUACGACCCAUAUGCCUUUUGGAGGACCCAUCGCAGAAACCUCAUAAGUACAUUGUGAGCGGAUGGGGUAAAACAGAGCAAGAUAGGGUAAGCGCAGUUAAGAUGAAAGUAGAUUUACCAUAUAUAGAAAAAGAAAACUGCAAACAGUCCUACAAGGCAUUGGGAAUGGAACUAAUCGAAAGUCAAACUUGUGCAGGAGGAGAAGCAGGCAAAGACAGCUGUAAUGGCGAUUCUGGAGGGCCUCUCAUGAUGACAACCAACGGAACAGUCUGGUUUGCUGCGGGUAUCGUCAGCUACGGAAUAGGCUGUGGCAUGGAAAACUGGGCAGGAGUUUACUCAGACAUUCCCAGUUUUAUUCCUUGGAUCAAGACUGUCAUUGUAGAGACUAACCUGCUAAAUCCAAAGAGCCUACUCAUAGCAAGAAGAAAAGGAGGAAAACUUAUUAAGAAAAACAACGACACUGAGUCUGCUUAAUGAUUUGAUAAUUCUUAUGUAAUCAUUAAAUGUUCAGAAUAACUGUUUGAAGUUUUUCUGUGAAAUGCAAACAGUACACUCACGUAAGGUAAAGGAAUAGGGAUUGUUACUAGCUCCUGGAGGUCUUACACAGAAUAAAAUGACUCUUACUUAUUAAUGUCUCACUAUCUUAUCAUCCAUCAAAUCUACAAAGACUGACCUGAAGUUCUAAAGGUUCAUAAAUCUACAAAGGGUAACAAGCGAUAAUUUGUAUAUUUUUUGAUUUUACAACAUCA